This is a messenger RNA of Spodoptera frugiperda (fall armyworm), 2619 nucleotides long. RefSeq lists its product as uncharacterized. The coding region runs from base 1502 to 2257 and encodes 251 amino acids. The transcript is spliced from 3 exons. NCBI's taxonomy places the organism in Eukaryota, Metazoa, Arthropoda, Insecta, Lepidoptera, Noctuidae. Gene Ontology annotation, cellular component: nucleus. The record is from RefSeq and is a predicted model, not a curated record.
GUGAUAAAAGUUUAUUUAAAUAUUUCUUCCUCACUAAUGUUCGACUAUACUAAACGCAAUAUUUUAUCGCUAACUAAUAUUACUUUAAAUUACACAAUAUCGAUUUUGGAAUAAAACUUAUACACAAUUAUAAGAACAAGUAAAAUGCAAAUGAGUAACAUUACAUUUGUUUUACAAUACCAACAGGUACAUAGAAAUAGGCGUAUCUUCAAAAAUAGUUAAAUUUAUUUAUUGCUUCGCUUAAUAAUUAAUCGCCGUACUCAGUCAUUUAAUGAUUACUCAAACUAUUCCUUAGUAACGAUUUUGUAUCAAAAACAAUUGCUAAGGAAUGGAUUAAGUAACUAUUAAAUGACUAAGUACCGAGGUAAGUAGUUAUUUACAAAAAGUCCAUAAUUUUUAUUCCAUUUUUGUUAAAAAUUUCGUACAUCCAAUUUGCGAGUUUAUGAAAUAUUGACAGAUAUAAUCAACAAUAUUAGGUAAUUAUUACAACUGAUUUCUGUAUUUUCUCAAUAAAAAGUAAGACAAAAUUUUAUACUUAAUAUCUAUUUGUAUAGAAAACAGUUUUAUUUUGUAUCAGUUUAUUUUUAUAUUCAGAAAUUAUCCCUUGUCAAAGUGCAUUUAGUUUAGGUUUUGUGAAAAUUGCAGAAAUCAAGAAAUGAAUAGAUUCUGAUAUUUACAAUGCUUAUUUCGUGAUUUAGUAUACUUAUAGAGCAUUUAAGAUAUCAAAAAUAAAAUAGAAAACUAUUUUCGUAAUAAAAAUACAAUAUACAUCUUGAUAACGAAAAAAACUGUCCAUUUCACUUAUUGGUGAAUUACUACUGCACUCAAAAUCAUUUAAUGUUUAUUUAUGCCCGGUUCCUAUAUUUAACGAACCGUCGUGGUAUAAGAACUACUAUCCGUUUUUCGAGUACGGACUACGUCUCGUUAUUACCGUUCCACAAUUAACUUUCUUUACCUGCUGUCAACGAACAUCCGUUGGUUAUUGAAAUACAGAGCCCUCUUCACUUCCAGGCGUGCGUUUCGUUAUAAGCAAAAUUGAAAUUUAAAAUAACACAAAAUUCAAAAUAAAUUAAGUUAGAUUUACAUACAAAUGAAUCAUUUAGUUUUUUUAGGAUAUGUAACUAACUAUACCAUUGCAGGCAUCGGCUUGAUAUGUUUUUUUCCUUACCAACACAAUUGAAUGCAUCUUACACUAGGAACGGAACGUAAGUUUCCCUAUGCAUACUUAUUAUAAUACUCUUUGCACUGACGCUUGACAUCCGUCAAACUUUGUAAGCGCGAGCAUUCAAAUUCUUUUCCUUUUCACAAGGGCCGUGUAAAAUAAGAAUUGAGGUGUUAUUGUCAUUUGAAAAGAAGUUACCUAUUUUUUGAAAUGGAUAUUACGCCGGUGAGUACCUAAAGAUAACAUCUUGUAUGAGCUAUUUCUACAAAGUUGUACAUUUUGCUUCGGUAAACCCUCAUUCAAGAAUACUUAUUUAUAUUACAGAAAAUAAAGAAGGUUAUGAGCAAAGAUGAGGUUUCACUACUCGUGGAUUUAAUCCAAAGCCACCCAGUAGUAAUUACCAAAGAGACCAAUGCUGCCACCAACAAACUGAAGGAGGAAUCGUGGAUUUCUUUAACGAACAAAUUUAAUUCAAAAAGUGGUCAAAUACCACGUCAGGUCGGUCAGCUUAAAUUAAAAUGGGACAAUUUAAAAAAAGCAGCUCGUAAGAGAGCUGCCAAUAUAAGGAUGAACAAUUUAAAGACAGGUGGUGGCAAACCAGAUUUCAUUCCACCCGAUGAAAUUCUUGAGAAAGUGGCAAGUGUUUUGGGACCCACAUGUAGUGGGUUUGAUGUUCCAUUUGGUGGUGAUGGAGUAGGUGCUACAGAAAAUGUGAAUGAAAUCUUUGAAUUGGACAAUGCUGAUUGGAUGCAAAUUCCUGAACAACUUAACACAAAUGUUGCAUCAGUUAACAUCCAGGAAGAAUCACUUUUGCCUACAUGUCCAAAAAAGAGGAAAAUAGACGAUAGUUCCCAAGCUGGUACUUCAGAAGGCAACACACGCGAACCAGGUGCUAAACAUAUAUAUGGAAUGAUGUCUAAGCCUCUGCAAAGCAAAGCCAAAAAGUUUAAAACGAACCAGGAUGAUGGACGGCUCCAAUGUAAUUUGGCAAUGGCAAGAUACUAUGAUAAAAAGGCAGAAAAAUUAGAUAUAGAGAUUAAAAUAUUGAAAUUGGAGUUAGCCAAUAAGGAAAAGAAUUGUAAUAAUAAUAUUUAGUUUUCUUCCAUUUACAUAUUUAGCACCUGAUUCGCCUGUGUUGCCUUCUGAAGUCCCAGCUUGAGAACUAAAGUCUGUUUUCCUCUUUUUUGUACAUGUAGGCAAAAGUGAUUCAUCCUGGAUGUUGACUGAUACAUCAUUUGUGUCAAGUUGUUUAGGAACUUGCAUCAAAUCAUCAGCAUUGUCCAAUUCAAAGAUGACAUUUUCUGUAGCACCUACUCAAUCACCACCAAAUGGAACAGCAAACCCACUACAUGUGGAUCGCAAAACACUUGUCACUUUCUCUAAGAUUUCAUCGGGUGGAAUGUAGUAAUGUAAUAAUGUAAAAUAAAACAUAUAAUAUACAAAUUUGUUAAUUUUAU